Sphaerulina musiva SO2202 is the source of this 312-nucleotide messenger RNA. RefSeq lists its product as uncharacterized. The transcript has 2 exons. Lineage: Eukaryota; Fungi; Ascomycota; Dothideomycetes; Mycosphaerellales; Mycosphaerellaceae. The record is from RefSeq and is a predicted model, not a curated record. Bases 1 to 312 code for a protein of 103 amino acids.
AUGGCGAAAGAUCUCGAAUGUCUUCUCAACCCGAGUACGAUGUAUAAGCCUCGAUCAAAGACGAAGAAGACGAAAUCGAAGCCAACUCCAAAGAAGCCGACUGCGAAGAAGAGAAAGAAGACUCCCGCGUCCUUAAGCGAAGACGAGAGCUCAGAUGAUCCCGAUAACCCUAGCGCUCAAACGGGUACUCAAACCGGUACUAGUGGCCAGACAGACGCUAACAAUCAAGAUCCUCCUAGCACCGAUCAGGAUAAUAGCGACACCGGUAGCCAGACAGACAGGAACAAUCAAGAUCCUCCUAGCACCGAUUAG